Messenger RNA from Chlorocebus sabaeus (green monkey), 748 nucleotides. The record is from RefSeq and is a predicted model, not a curated record. Lineage: Eukaryota; Metazoa; Chordata; Mammalia; Primates; Cercopithecidae.
UCAAAAGUAUCUCUGACAUCAGGCCCCGCUCCUUGGCCACCCGGCGUGGGCGGUGCCACCCCUCCCCAGUGCCGCCCCGCAUGCAGCUCACAGGCUCCUUCAGACUUCGAUUGUGGCUGGAGCUGGAGUGGCGCAGGGCCUGAGACACUGCAGACCUGAGACCCCAUAGCAGCUCGGAGGCGGUGAAUAAAGUAGCCUCCAAUAAAACUAUAUGGCAAAAAAUGGGAAAGAAACAGAUGGAAAGAAUGAAAAACUUGAAGUGGCAGAGCCUGUAUAACUUGUGAUGGAAAAAGUACUAGAUCUAGAUCAACGUGUAGUGAAUGGGAAAGUGGAAUAUUUUCUGAAGUGGAAGGUAUUUACAGAUGCUGACAAUACUUGGGAACCUGAAGAAAAUUUACAUUGUGUAGAGUUGAUUGAAGCCUUUCUUAAUUCUCAAAAAGCUGGCAAAGAAGAUGGUACAAAAAGAAAAUCUUUAUCUGACAGUGAAUCUGAUGACAGCAAAUCAAAGAAGAAAAGAAACACUGCUGACAAACCAAGAGGAUUUGCCAGAGGUCCUGAUCCUGAAAGAAUAAUUGGUGCCACAGACGGCAGUGGGGAAUUGAUGUUUCUCAUGAAAUGGAAAGAUUCAGAUGAGGCAGACUCAGUGCUGGCCUCAAAAGAGGCGAAUAUGAAAUGUCCUCAAAUUGUAGCUGCUUUUUAUGAAGAGAGACUAACUUGACAAGCUUGUCCAGAAGAUGAAGCUCAAUAA